GGCCCGAGCAAAACGGCGUGACGGCGAAACCACGCCCUCACGGAGCAAACAGAAAGCGGCCGAACCGAAACCGGAACCGAGCGGGCAGCCCCGCGGCCGAUCACGACGGGCCGUGCUGCCGGAGCAAAGCGGGGCCGCGGCGGCGUCCGCGUCCGCAGGGCGGGGGGGAACCGAGGCGGGCCGAAGCCGGCCCCGCGGGGCAUGGAGCGCGGCGGGCGGAUCACCGACUGCUUCCCGCGGAGACACCGGGCGCGGACCCGCGCCGCGGGCAAAGAGCGAAGAGCGGCGCGGAGCGGAAAGCGCCGGGGGAUCCCGGUAGCCCCGCCCCCGCGGCCCUCUCCCCCCAGCCCCGCGCA
This is a messenger RNA of Numida meleagris (helmeted guineafowl), 356 nucleotides long. It is a transcript of the gene POLD4, whose product is annotated as DNA polymerase delta 4, accessory subunit. Gene Ontology annotation, cellular component: delta DNA polymerase complex. Lineage: Eukaryota; Metazoa; Chordata; Aves; Galliformes; Numididae. The record is from RefSeq and is a predicted model, not a curated record. Gene Ontology annotation, biological process: DNA-templated DNA replication; DNA synthesis involved in DNA repair. Gene Ontology annotation, molecular function: DNA-directed DNA polymerase activity.